Molecule: messenger RNA, 2217 nt
Organism: Heterocephalus glaber (naked mole-rat)
Lineage: Eukaryota; Metazoa; Chordata; Mammalia; Rodentia; Bathyergidae
Gene: Dct
Product: dopachrome tautomerase
Biological process (GO): developmental pigmentation; positive regulation of neuroblast proliferation; ventricular zone neuroblast division
Cellular component (GO): melanosome
Molecular function (GO): dopachrome isomerase activity; oxidoreductase activity
Source: RefSeq, a predicted model, not a curated record
AUUAGACAAAGGCUGAUUUAACAGGGGAAGAUGGUGAGAAGCACCACCCUCAUUAAAUGUGGCUGUUAGAGGUGCUUCUAAUGAAAUUAAAUUUGUGGUAGUUGUUUGCAUCAUAAAAUAGCAUGUGUGUGUGCAUGUAUGCAUUUGCACAUAUGUAAGUUCUGUGAUUUUUGUGGGUAUUUUUUUAAGAAGAGAAGAAAACAUCAAAAAAAGUAAAUACCAAAAAUUUUUUUUUUUUGAAUGAACGAAUGAAUGCUUAAGAAAUCAAGAGUGGAAGCCACGGAGGAGGGCAAGACAGAUUCAAGGAGUGGGAAGCAGGAGUUCUCCCAGUCACACAGCCAUGCGUCCCCUUCAGUGGGGGCUCCUGCUCGGCUGCCUGGGCUCUUGUCUCUGGCCCGGAGCCUGGGCCCAGUUCCCCCGGGUCUGCAUGACCUUAGACAGCCUGAGGGGCAAGGAGUGCUGCCCACCCCUAGGUGUGGAGCCCACCAAUGUCUGUGGCUCCCAGGAUGGCCGGGGCCAGUGCUUAGAGGUGCGAGCAGACAGCAGGCCCUGGAGUGGCCCUUACGUCCUGCGCAACCGGGAUGAUCGUGAGCAGUGGCCAAGGAAGUUCUUCCACAGGACCUGCAAGUGCACAGGAAACUUUGCUGGCUAUCACUGUGGAGACUGCCGGUUUGGCUGGACUGGCCCCAACUGUGAUCAGAAGAAACCACCUGUUGUCCGGCAGAACAUCCAUUCCCUGACUCCACAGGAGAGGGAGCAGUUCCUGGGCGCCUUAGACCUCGCCAAGAAGACCACACACCCCGACUAUGUGAUCACCACGCAGCACUGGCUGGGCCUGCUCGGGCCUCAGGGGACCCAGCCACAGAUCGCCAACUGCAGCAUUUAUGAUUUUUUUGUAUGGCUCCAUUAUUAUUCUGUGAGAGAUACAUUACUAGGACCGGGACGCCCCUACAAGGCCGUAGAUUUCUCACACCAAGGCCCUGCUUUUGUGACCUGGCACAGGUAUCAUUUGUUGUGGCUGGAAAGAGACCUCCAGCGCCUCACUGGUAAUGAGUCCUUUGCUUUGCCCUACUGGAAUUUUGCCACUGGGAGGAACGAGUGUGAUGUGUGCACUGACCAGCUUCUCGGGGCAGCCAGACAAGAUGACCCAACUCUGAUUAGUCAGAACUCAAGAUUCUCCAGCUGGGAAAUUGUCUGUGACAGCUUGGAUGACUACAACCAGCGAGUCACCCUGUGUAAUGGAACCUAUGAAGGUUUGCUGAGAAGAAAUCAAAUGGGAAGAAACAGGGAGAAGUUGCCAACCUUAAAAGAUGUCCAAGAUUGUCUGUCCCUCCAGAAGUUUGACAACCCUCCUUUUUUCCAGAAUUCUACCUUCAGCUUCAGGAAUGCCUUGGAAGGGUUUGAUAAGGCGGAUGGGACGCUGGGCUCUCAAGUGGCAAGCCUUCAUAAUUUGGUUCACUCCUUCCUGAAUGGGACAAGUGCUUUGCCACAUUCAGCUGCCAACGAUCCUGUUUUUGUGGUCCUUCAUUCCUUCACCGAUAGCAUCUUUGAGGAGUGGAUGAAGAGAUACAAGCCUGCUGCAGAUGCCUGGCCUCAGGAGUUGGCACCCAUAGGCCACAAUCGGAUGUAUAACAUGGUCCCUUUCUUCCCUCCUGUGACUAAUGAGGAGCUCUUCCUAACCGCAGACCAACUUGGCUACAGUUACGCUAUUGAUCUGCCAGUUUCAGUUGAAGAAACUCCAAGUUGGAUCACAACACUCUCAGUGGUGAUGGGAAUACUUGUGGCUUUGGUUGGUCUUUUCAUGCUGCUGAUUUUCCUUCAGUACAGAAGGCUCCGAAAAGGAUACACACCCCUCAUGGAGACUCAUUUAAGCAACAAGAGAUACACAAAAGAAGCCGAGAGAGUUCAGGCCUAGAGACGAGCCAGCCAAACUGAGUUCUGACCUGGAGAAUAACUAACCUAUCCUACGUUUCUUCCUUUAGAUCUUCGGUAUAGGUUCUUUUAUUGAAACGAUGAUCCAAACACAGAAGGUGCUUAGCUGUUGUUUCUGGUUUGCUUGUUUAACAAACUCAAACUAAAAGUGUUUGGGGCUACCUCUAACAUCACAUUAAGGGACAUUAAGUUUGCAGUAUCUGAUAAGAAUUUCCCAUGGUGAUGAAACCUUUCACUGUUCUGAAGGCAAAAAAAAAGAAAGGAAGGAAGAGAGAGAGAGAGAGA